AUAUGAUUGUAAACGUGAGUGCAUUGAAUUUUUAUAUCAAACUAAAAUAUUAAAAGUCGCAGGCAUUAGCUGUCCUGAUAAGUGUUUUUGUAUUAAUGUGGAGAGUAGCUGUAGAGUAGUUAAUACAACAUCCAUUGGACACUAGCAGCAGGAGCAGCAGCAGUAGAAGCACUUCAAUAGAUAGAGAGACAGUUAAGUAGAUACAUCAGUAGCUAGCUAGCAUCUGGGUGAAAAUGGACGAGUCACAACCGAAAACGUUGUACGUUGGCAACCUGGACAGUUCGGUUUCGGAGGAUCUGCUUAUUGCACUCUUUGGCAAAAUGGGACCAGUUAAAAGCUGUAAAAUCAUAAGGGAACCAGGCAAUGAUCCGUAUGCCUUCAUCGAAUAUUCCAAUUACCAGGCGGCCAGCACUGCACUGACGGCCAUGAACAAACGUGUGUUUCUAGACAAAGAGAUCAAGGUCAACUGGGCCACUAGUCCGGGCAACACGCCCAAGACAGACAUCAGCUCGCACCAUCAUAUAUUUGUUGGUGAUCUCAGUCCAGAGAUUGAGACAGAGACGCUGCGCGAGGCUUUCGCGCCAUUUGGCGAGAUAUCAAACUGUCGCAUUGUGCGCGACCCACAGACCAUGAAGUCCAAGGGCUAUGCCUUCGUAUCGUUUGUAAAGAAGGCCGAAGCCGAGAAUGCAAUUCAGUCAAUGAAUGGCCAAUGGAUCGGUUCACGUAAUAUACGCACGAAUUGGUCAACACGCAAAUUGCCACCGCCACGGGAAUCGUCCAAGUCAGGUGGCCAAGGUGGCGGCAUGGGUGGAAUGGGUGGCGGCGGCGGCGCUGGUAAUGGCAUUAAGAACAACCAACGACACACCUUCGAGGAGGUCUACAAUCAGUCAAGUCCCACAAACACCACCGUUUACUGUGGCGGCUUCCCGCCAAAUGUUAUCAGCGAUGAGCUGAUGCAUAAGCACUUCAUGCAAUUUGGCCCCAUACAGGAUGUCCGUGUUUUCAAAGACAAGGGAUUCGCGUUCAUCAAGUUCGUUACAAAAGAGGCGGCGGCACGCGCCAUCGAGCAUACGCACAACAGCGAGGUGCACGGCAAUCAUGUCAAGUGUUUCUGGGGCAAGGAAAAUGGUGGCGAUAACUCGGCCAACAAUGUUAACGCAGCCGUUGCGGCGGCUGCCUCUGCCAAUGUGGCCGCCGUGGCGGCAGCAAAUGCGGCCGCCGCCGCAGGUGCAGCUGGCAUGCAAGGCCAAAUGAUGACACAGCAACAGAUUGCCGCAGCCACUGGGACAGCGUUACCCGGCCAAAUGAUGACGCCCCAACAGAUAGCAGCCGCUGCAGCGGCGGCGCAGGCACAGUACCCUUAUGCGGCAGCAUACCAACAAAUGGGCUACUGGUACCCACCGGCGCAGAGCUACCCGGCCCAGAUGCAAACGCAGUACAUGCAGCAGGGUUAUUAUCCUUAUGCCUACACUACCAGUGCUCAACAGGCAGGAGCUGUACCUGCCGGGUACCGUGUGAUGCCGCCAAAUAUGGCAUGGGGUGUGCCUGGCGCCACUGUGGUGCCAGGAGUGAGUGCCGCUGCUAGUGCGGCUGCUGCCGCGAACGGUUCGCUUGCCCCACAAAUGAUGUACAGCGCUGCGAUGCCACAAUAUCAAACCCAAUGAGCAGAGACAUGACGCCUGCUUCGACGCCGUCUGCAAUAUUCGGGCAGCCAGCAGCGACCGCAUCCACAUCAACGUCCGCAAAAUUUACAACAACAGGCCAAUAUCGUGUUCGAGUCUGAAACUAUUAGUACUGAUGMCAACAACAACAAUAACGACACAAGCAGCAGCAACAUCACCACAAUGACCACAAUGACCGGGAAUUAAAAUCUGUUAUCGAGGAGACGCUUGACAUUUACCCUAAUGUUUCAAUUCCUAUCGUUUCUACAGCUAAGCUAGCUACACACUGCAUUAUGCUCAGUUUACGUUCGCAUAGUGAGCUGCAUUACGUUAAGUUAAAAGCAGAAGCGUUUCGAAAAUUAACAUUGCAAUUUGUGUCAUCAUUCGCCGUAUGUUCUGCAGAUGUUUGUGUGUGCGAGCUGGUCGAAGCAAAGCGUUGAACUAAAAGUUGAAUCGCGCGCAGCGKCAGCGGCAGCGCUCUGAAGCUCUGGGCGACGGGCGGGUAGCUGUAACAAUCUAAUCCAAUCUAAGUACAUGUUAAAAUAAUUUAAUGAUUUGUAAUUUAAGUCAGAUAUAGGCGUAUACAAGAAAAGGAAACAAAAACAAAA
Molecule: messenger RNA, 2269 nt
Organism: Drosophila arizonae
Lineage: Eukaryota; Metazoa; Arthropoda; Insecta; Diptera; Drosophilidae
Gene: Rox8
Product: TIA1 cytotoxic granule associated RNA binding protein Rox8
Molecular function (GO): RNA binding
Source: RefSeq, a predicted model, not a curated record